GGUGCCUUCGCGUCCCCUCUGGCUCCUGCUCCUUCUUCACUUGGAUCAUGAACGUCGGAGACCAGCGCCUGGCUAGAGGUCCCUCGGAGGGAAUGACUGGCCGCGGCCCCGUCCUGGGCUGGGGUGGGGUGAAGGGCUGGGGGAGUUGAGUGACAAGCAAGAAGCAGCCUCCCCUCCUUCAGAAAGAGGGUUUUCUGUAUCUCGGGUCUCCUGGAAUUUAAUGUGACGGGAAGGGGAGCGGCCCGUCCAAAGGCGCUUGGCUUCCCCCCCUCCCUUCCCUCCCCGUCGGGCUGUGAUGCGUCUCCUUUGCGCAAAGGCGCAUUGUUCGCGGUAGCGCACCGCGCCGGGUCCUUCUGGCUCGAUGGCUCACUCCAGGGCGACCCUCAUCACAGCCUCUAUAAGAAGCCGGCCCUGGCGAGGGGAUGUCAGACGUGCUUCGAGGGGCCCCCAGCGAGCAGGACGCGCGACGUCUCCCCCUCUUGCGCCUUAGUUGCUCUCCAGAGAGAAGCGUCGCCACCCGGGACUGCCGGUAGCGGAGAGCAUCUCCUCGCGGGACUUUUCGCCGGCUGCUCCUCUCUUUCUAUUAUUAUUAUUAUUAUUAUUAUUAUUAUUAUUUAUUGUUAUUAUUGUUAUUAUUACUACUACUACUACUAUUUUAAAAAACAAAAAAAACCUUCGAUUUGGGCUCAAACUACUCUCCACAAGUGAGGACCUUUCCCCGGGCGCACAGUGCACGCCUCUCCAGCAAGGUCUUUGGAGACGGAUUCUCUACCCCACCUCUCCACCCACCCAUCUCUUCUCCGCUGCCUUUUUUUUUUUUUUUUUUUUUGGCGGUUCAGCCGAGCAGGCAAGCAGGGCAGGCGAAGCGAUGAGCCCCGUGGCAUUAAUGCUAGGCUUGAAGACCUUGUGGGUUUUGGCUUUUUCCUCUCUUUCCAACACGCUGGCGGUGAAUAACAGCGGCCGAUGGUGGGGAAUAAUAAAUGUGGCCUCAUCCACCAACCUGCUGACGGACUCCAAGAAUGUGCAGCUGGUGCUGGACCCUUCUCUGCAGCUGCUGAGCCGCAAGCAGCGCAAGCUCAUCCGCCAGAACCCAGGCAUCCUGCACAGCAUCAGCAGCGGCCUGCAGAGCGCCAUCAAGGAGUGCAAGUGGCAGUUCCGCAACCGCCGCUGGAAUUGCCCCACCACACCAGGGCCAAACAUUUUUGGCAAGAUUGUCAACAGAGGUUGCCGCGAAACAGCUUUCAUCUUCGCCAUCACCAGCGCUGGUGUCACCCACUCUGUGGCCCGCUCCUGCUCCGAGGGCUCCAUUGAAUCAUGCACCUGCGACUACCGCCGGCGUGGCCCAGGGGGUCCUGACUGGCACUGGGGGGGCUGUAGCGACAAUGUGGACUUCGGCAGGGUCUUUGGCCGAGAAUUCGUGGACUCCAAUGAGAAGGGGCGGGACCUGCGUUUCCUGAUGAAUUUGCACAACAAUGAAGCAGGACGUCUGACGGUCUUCACGGAGAUGCGCCAGGAGUGCAAGUGCCAUGGGAUGUCUGGCUCCUGCACGGUCAAGACCUGCUGGAUGCGGCUCCCCACUUUCCGGACCGUGGGGGACUUUCUCAAGGACCGCUUUGAUGGUGCGUCACGGGUCAUCUACGGCAACAAAGGCAGCAACCGGGCCUCCCGGGUGGAGCUGCACCACCUGGAGCCCGAGAACCCUGCCCACAAGCCCCCUUCCCCCCACGACCUGGUCUAUUUUGAGAAGUCGCCCAACUUCUGCACCUACAGCGGCAAGACAGGGACAGCAGGGACAGCAGGCCGCUCCUGCAACAGCUCCUCCCCUGCCCUGGAUGGCUGCGAGCUGCUGUGCUGUGGGAGGGGGUACCGGACCCGGACGCAGCGGGUGACGGAGCGCUGCAACUGCACAUUCCACUGGUGCUGCCAUGUCAGCUGCUUGAACUGCACCAACAUGCAAGUGUUGCAUGAGUGCUUGUGAGCAAAGAAAGGAGAGCGAAGAACAUUCUGCAUCCAGGAAACAAAACACUUCUUAAUAGAGGGGAUCCAAAAAAUGCACACCCCACCAAGAACAACAGCCCUGCCUGCCACCGCUGCCACCUCACCUCCCCAUCUGUCUCCGCACCCUUUGUUGGUCUAGCAAGCAGGCAGCUGAGUUACCCCCAGCCAGCCACCCCUGCCCCAAACAAGGUUCUGCUGUCCACAGACUACAUGGAGAGAGAGACUCAGCACAAGCUGGAUGGCUGAAAGAAGCCUGGGAGGAAAGGGGACAUUUGUGUGUAUAUAUGCUUGCCAGACCCAAGUCCCACGAGUUCAGAUUGCGUCUCUCUGCUUGUUAGGCAGCCCCUCAGGUCCUGCCUGCAUGUCAAGAUUCUCAUCUUUAAUUUGAACCAGAUCUCUUCAUCAGGGCAGAAUCCUGGAAGACUUCAACAGUUGGCCUUGUAUCUCCCAGUGUAUUAGCUGUUGUUGUUGCUGUUGCUGUCAUUGCUGUUGUUCCUAUUCUUGCAGAGUGGUCAGAAUAGGAAAAAAAUACCUCUGAGUUUGUGAAGAAAGGUUUAGGAGUGUCCAGACUACAGGGAGCAUCUUCCAGGCAUGUUUGACCAACACGCAACCUGGCAUCUUUCAUUUCACAGAUUAAGCAUUGCCUCAGUGGACUUUCUUUCUCAUUGAUGAGACACUGUAUAAGAUUACUAGGUGUUGGAGUGAAUGUCUUUUAUUUAAUACUUUGCAUUUUCGUAUCCCCCGUCCCAUGAGGGAUGCAACCCAAUGUGCCAGUUCCCUGAAGCAUCGCUGGAGCACCAAUCCCAGGCCAGCCUUCCCCAGCUGGGUGCUUUCCAGAUGUUUUGGACUACAGCUUCUCCCAGCAUGGUCAGUGGGAAGGC
Messenger RNA from Podarcis muralis (Common wall lizard), 2879 nucleotides. RefSeq names its product Wnt family member 1 (gene WNT1). Gene Ontology annotation, cellular component: extracellular region. Gene Ontology annotation, biological process: canonical Wnt signaling pathway; neuron differentiation; multicellular organism development. The record is from RefSeq and is a predicted model, not a curated record. Gene Ontology annotation, molecular function: frizzled binding; cytokine activity. Lineage: Eukaryota; Metazoa; Chordata; Lepidosauria; Squamata; Lacertidae.